AUGAAAACUGAAAAUCUGGUAGUGCAUGUUAAUGAGAAGCAUUACUUUUCCGCCAAGCACCAAGAAUGUCAAAUAGUCACGGGGAUGAUGCCACUUCCAAGAGUACAGCGCGCCCGGCCAGUACGCGCCGCUUUUUACCCUCAAUCUGACCUAGGCUCGGCUCAACUGCGGCCGUCUAGGGGGCGCUCCUACCGGCCUGAGCCGGCAGCUGUUGGUCCUCUGCCCAUCCUCAGUAGUCGGAUGCUGGAUGCCAACUGGCGCGAAGUGACCUGUACGGUGACGCGUAGGCACGCUGACUUGCGAGUUUUCUUCGCUUGCCCCCAACUGACUACGCCAUGCCUCGAGGACUGCCGACCGCAGGCGCCCAUUUGUCCAAGUGGCCCCGAGGCUGCCAUCGAGUCGGCCAUGAAGAAUUCCACCCUAGACACUCCCAAAGACCGCAUCGGUACCUGCAUACCAGGACCGGAAACUCUGAGCUGUGCGCGCUCCGUGACCAGACCGGCUGAUGGAGCGGCGCUACCCGACGGCGCCUCAGUUGAGCAAAUCAAGAUCACGCUGAGAAUUGAUCAACGUGAUCGGCGUCUGGAGGGGCGCUGGCAUUGCUCACACGAAGGCCAAGGUAGCAGCGUUUUUGAGGUACGUCUUUGA
This is a messenger RNA of Protopolystoma xenopodis, 648 nucleotides long. The record is from the annotation of a GenBank genome assembly. NCBI's taxonomy places the organism in Eukaryota, Metazoa, Platyhelminthes, Monogenea, Polystomatidea, Polystomatidae.